GACGGAUAAAAUCUAGUCUGUGAGUCAGAGAUGGACCAUAAACUGCUGUAAACCAUCCUAAACUAACCAGCAGGAGUCACACGACCACUAGUUUUUAUGAUAGGUAGGAGAGAAUCAAAGCGGAAGUGAGCAACUAAGCGGAGCAGGAAAACUUUUUUUGGGGAACUUGGAGACUGCUGUAUCACAUCGGAGCUACGUGAUGCAAAGUAGCCUACAAACUCUUCUAUGCCGAGUUAAGUUCGUAAAGGCAGCUGUUGUCGUAGAGCCACAAUGGGACUCCCCACUUUGGAGUUCAGCGACUCGUUCCUGGACAGUCCGGACUUCAGAGAGCGUCUCAAAUGCCAUGAAAUCGAGCUGGAGCGGACAAAUAAAUUCAUCAAAGAGCUCAUCAAGGAUGGGAAUAUGCUAAUCACUGCGCUCAAGAAUCUUUCUGCUGCCGUCCAGAAGUUCUCCCAGUCCCUGCAGGAGUUCCAGUUCGAGUGCAUUGGUGAUGCAGAGACGGAUGACGAGGUGAACAUCGCCCAGUCAUUCAAAGAGUUCUCCCAGCUGCUGACUACUGUUGAAGAGGAAAGACGACGCUUGAUUCAGAAUGCAGACGAUGUGUUGAUUACUCCCUUGGAAAAAUUCCGGAAGGAGCAAAUUGGCGCUGCGAAGGAGGGGAAGAAGAAAUUCGACAAGGAAACAGAAAAAUACUACUCCACACUUGAGAGACACCUCAACUUAUCAUCCAAAAAGAAGGAAGCAUAUCUACAAGAGGCUGACACGCAGAUUGAUAAGGAGAGACAGCUCUUUUAUGACGCAUCUCUUGAGUAUGUUUUCAAAAUACAAGAAGUGCAAGAAAAGAAGAAAUUUGAGUUUGUUGAGCCGCUCCUGGCCUUUCUGCAGGGCUUGUUUACAUUCUACCAUGAAGGAUAUGAGCUGGCUCACGAGUUUGAGCCGUACAAACAGCAGCUCCAGUUCAACCUACAGAACACACGAAACAACUUUGUGAGUACUAAGCAGGAAGUGGAGAAGCUGAUGAAGAGGAUAAGGUCUGCAGAUCAGGACUAUAAACCUCCAGGCCAGUGGACGAUGGAAGGCUUCCUGUACGUCCAGGAGAAACGUCCCCUGGGAUGCACUUGGACACGUCACUACUGCACUUACGAAAAAGGCAGCAAGACCUUCACCAUGAGCAACACUGAAAACAAGUCGGCCGGGAAACAGAAUGGGCUUGUUCUGAACCAGCCGGAGAUGUACAAGCUCAAGUCCUGCAUUCGAAGAAAAACAGACUCCAUCGACAAGCGAUUCUGCUUUGAUAUCGAAGUGGUGGAGAGAAAUGACAUCUAUCGUGGAACUCUUUUCAGACCGCUUCAGUUUUUCUGUAAAGUCCGGCAUGGCGUUAUGACACUGCAGGCACUGUCAGAGUCCAACAGAAGAUUGUGGCUAGAAGCCAUGGAUGGCAAGGAGCCGAUUUACAACCUGCCGGCCAUAUUAAGCAAAAAGGAAGAAACAUUUCUUAAUGAGGCGGGCUUUAACUUCGUAAGGAAAUGCAUUGACCUGGUGGAGAGCAGAGGCAUUAACACAAUGGGACUGUACAGAAUUGGAGGGGUCAACUCCAAAGUGCAGAAGCUGAUGACCACAGUCUUUUCAUCCAAGGCACCUGUGGAUAUGGACCUGGAUCCAGAGACGUGGGACAACAAAACCAUCACCAGCGGGCUGAAGAAUUACCUCAGGUGUCUCUCUGAGCCUCUAAUGACCUUCAAGCUCCACAAAGAUUUUAUCAUGGCUGUCAAGUCAGAUGACCAGAACUACAGAGUGUGUGCUGUUCAUGCUUUGGUUCAUAAGCUGCCCGAGAGGAACAAGGAAAUGCUGGAGCUACUAAUAAAACACCUUGUCACGGUUUCCAUGCAAAGCCAGCUCAACCUGAUGACAGUGUCCAACCUGGGUGUCAUCUUUGGGCCCACCCUGAUGCGGUCACAAGAGGAAACUGUGGCCGCCAUGAUGAACAUCAAGUUCCAGAACAUUGUGGUGGAGAUACUUAUCGAGAACUUCAAGAAGAUCUUCCACCAGCCCCCGGACCCCAAUGUGCCCCUGCCCCAACCCCAGAGCCGGCCUGGCUCUCGCAGGAGCAGGGCCAUCUGUCUGACCACGGGGCCCAGGAAGCCCCGCAGCCUCUACACUCCGACACUGUGCCUGGCAGACGCAGAAAGUGACACUUUUAGCAGCAGUCCAAGCAGUACCCCCAUGGGCAGCAUGGAGUCUUUGUCCUCCCACUCGUCUGAGCAGAACAGCUCCUCCAAAACAGCUUCCUCUGCUCCGGUCAAGGACAAGUCGCUGCUGGACCUCCGCCGAACGCCAUCGCAGCUCUCGAAUGGCCCCAGGAGUGCUGUGUGUGUCAGCAGCCCAGAUUCCAGCUCCAGGGAGGACGCAGGGCGUACAGAUGGAGAGUCGGAGGACGCUCUCAGCCUGUCCUCAGUCAGCACGGCACCCAGGCUGUCCCCUGCCCCCAAAAAGGCCCCUCACUGCCGCAUCGACCUCAGGCCAACACUGCUGAACCGCUCAGCUGCCCCCUCUCUGAAAUCACUGCAUAUAUCUGAAGGCCACAGAAGCUGCUCUGGAUCUGUCCAAAGUCUGUCAACACUGGAGCCCAAAGAGAGUUUAAAGCCGACCGAGCACCCAGACCUUCCACCCAAACAAGUGACCCGCUGCAGGAUGGACACCUCAGUCAGCAACGGCUACCAAAGACCUGGCUCAGUGGUCGCUGCCAGAGCCUUGCUUUUUGAGAACGCCUCUUCCCCACAGUCUGUUCCUGUCGGAAGAGACGCCAAGGCCAUGUAUUCCUGUGAAGCAGAGCACAGCAACGAGCUCAGCUUCCCCCAGGGGGCGCACUUCUCAAACGUCUACCCCUCUGUUGAACCAGGCUGGCUUCAAGCAACAUUCGAGGGGAAAACAGGUUUAAUCCCCGAGAAUUAUGUCGUCAUCCUCUAAAAAGCUGGUAAACAUUGCAUCUUUGUCAUGGUAUCCAUGGAACAAGAAAUAAUAAUACACAAUGUGGCUGGUUGUUGUAAUAUUAUUAAUGCUGGUAACUGAUAUUUCUGCAUUUUAUGCAGUCUUAGCAGAUACCAAGCAGGGUUGUGUUAAUAGUGCUAGAAGUCCAAAGAUGUACCUCCUUUUUGUAAUGACUGUAUUGUAAAAUGUUUGGGGGAAUCUGCAGAGAUUCAUGCCCGGGUCCCGACCUUUGAAUCAACCUACUCCACUGAGUUUGAGUUGGAAAAUGAAAGUUGAGUAUAACGAGAUGACAGUUCUGUCUGAUAUCAGACAACACAGAUUCAGAAGUUAAAGGAAUAAUUCACCCACAAUGAUCAUUUGUAUAUCAAUCAGUCGUGCUAUGUUACUUUGAAUUGACCUAUGGCUAAGCCACGCCCCCCUCCACUCACUCGGACAAAAUAUUAACAAGUACACGGCAUUUCGCAGUAGGCAAUUCAUGAUUUUUGGGGACAUAACGAUCAAAUUUUGGUGCAUCAAAGUGCCACUGAAGUUAAGGUUUUGUUCUCAGAAUAUGAGAGAAGAAUAACAGCCUUUUUACCAUCUUUACCAAGAGUGUCUCUCUGUUAGUUUGGUGCUACAGUAUUUACACUGAAUCAUUCAGCAUAAUGUUUGCCAACCUUUGUUAUCUCUGCAACACAGAUACGUUAAUGGAGCUAAGCUCCAGAAGUUAACGUUAACAGCUAACAAUGAUGUACGAUCACCAAAGUACAAAAACUAGAACAAAAUAGGCUAAUGAACUCCCAGCAAACAAGGUGACAUGAUGAACAACGCAGCUAGGAGCUAACGUUAGGCUAACUUUAGCUAACGUUAGCUAGAGAUGUUAAAGAUAACUUUAUAUUUCUUUCCAGCAAAGUGACAAUAUGUUGUUUCAAACACGAUGUUGAUUUACCUUAGAACAGAUGUAGAUAUCCUUGUUAAUCUUAUUCACGAUGAGUUGAUGUUCAACCAAAGGAGACACUUUUCUCGGUUGAGAUGUGGCUUCGGAAAGGGUAAAAAAUACACCUCGUCAACCAGCCUCUCAGGAUACCUUGUGUCGGAGUUGCAUGUACCCCAUGCACACCAUUUGACCAUUUUUAAACUUCAAAUCUCAGAAAAAGCUCAUAAAACCGAACGAAACUGACUUUCUGUAAUGCAUUUCAAUGGACGUCCAGGCAGAGAAUGUCUGAGUGUGUGGGAAUGGCUAUACGCACUAUAAUUGGCUCAUCGCGUUUGAGGGCGGGGCUUAGCCAGAGGUCAUUUGGAGAAAACCUUGUUUUAACAGGUUUUUAAUUAACAGCCCCGCCUCUUUUACAUGAACAAGCUCAUGGCUGGAUAGGAAAACCCAGAGUUGACUGAACUAGUUAAUAACCAGCUUUGUAGUGCCGGUUGUCCAAUAGCUAUGUUUCCAUCCAAAAGUGAUACGAAUCAUUGGGAAAUGCGCAUUAAAAGAAAUACGAAUCCUGUGUGUUUCCAUUAAAUGUACGGACUUUGGUGAAAACUACGAACUUGCGCGAGUUUUCCGCAGAACCAGAAACAAAACAAGUUUCGCAUUCUUCUUCUUCUACGUUUGCUUCUACGUUUUCUUCUACGUUUGCUGGUGGUUGGCAACCAGCUUGUAAAUGCGUUACCGCCUUCCCGACCCGGAGUGUGGAUAUCACCAUGGAGAGAGGUGCACUAUGUCAGACUUAAUUCAAACAUAACUGUUUCCAUCCCCCGUUUUGCGAAUCAACAUUUUUUCGAAUCAACCAAAACCCAGCUAAAGCAAGCGUAUUUUAGUUUGUGCGAAUCAGGGGAUUUUAAUUCGAAUUUUGACGUUUCCAUCAUAAUUUUCCAAUGCGAUACUUCUAGAUGCGCAUCUAAACAGGCUGAUGGAAACAUGGCUAAUGUUAGGGUUAGUCAAGCCAGAUAACCAAAAGAUAUCCUGGGUAAGUUGAACUGGCUUCGUAGUGCAGGCCUCAGCAAAACUAUAUCAAAACAUCUGUUUACAAACUCACACAUAACUUGUGCAGUGCAGCCUAAUCCAAGUGUCAUUUAUCCAGUUGUAUGCUCAGUGCUUGUGCAAGAAAAACCAAGUUUUCUUUACGAAUUCAAGGGACCGUGGCAUGACUGAUUCACAAAUGGUAAUUUUGUUGGUUCGGAGUUCCUUUAAGAAGAAAUGGAUAUUAUGAUAUUAUUGUUAAAUGUAAAUAUAUUACCCAUCAACUGCACUGAUGUUUUUAGUCCCAGUAUUAUCCUACAGAAACACAAAAACAAUCACAUCCAAUUUCACAAGUUUUAUUCUCAGAAAUAUAUUAUCUUUUUUUUAACUUCCCAUUCAAUCAACACUUUCCUUUCAUUAAAGGAAACCUGUAGUUUCAUAAACAUUUUCUGCUAGCUGUAAUAGAACAAACUGUGAUUUAAAAUAACGAUACUAAUCUAUUAGAAUUUAAAAGAAAAAGCAUAAUGGUUUUGCACCUUAUCUUUCAUGUUUAUGGCCUGUGAUCAUUGUUCAUCCACUGAACCUGCUCACUGCUGCAGCGCACUUUCUGGUUAGCUACACGGUACUGUACUGUACAUUACUGCUCAUGAGUUCUUCUGUCGUCGCUAAUCAAAAAUAUUUACUUCAUGUAACUGUGUAUUACUAUAAAUUAUCACACCAAAUAUAUGCAGUAUGUAAAAAUGUGUUUUUAUAAUGUCAUGAAAUGUUCAUGAGGUGGAGCUUUCACCUUUCAUGCCUCUGUUGGAACUGUACUCUCUGGUACACUGGUGUACCGGUAAUAACAACUAGACAUGUAUCAGAUUAUAUUAUGUUAAAGAUAGCAUUUAAUAUUUAAUUUUCUAGUACUGUUACAACAUUUCCAAAGUACAAAGUCCAUCAUUAUUUAAAAGGUUAACUUCAGUGAUAAUAUUUCAGAAAAAGAUAAAAGAAAGAAAAUAAUCAACAACACUUUAACUCCUCAGAUAUUACAGACUGAACAGACUUUCUCUUGUGACCGAAAAUGUAUUUUAAAAGGUAUUUGAGAUCUUGUAUACUUGCCAAGAUCAGGGCGUUCUUUUCCAUUUACAUCUUUAAGAAUGCGAGGUGGCCUUGGACACUGAUGCUGGACUAACACUCCCUUACCGUCUGACUUAGCAGAGGAAAUGAUAUUCAUAUCCUAAAUAUGUAACAUUUGGCAUCCUUUUUUUUUUAUAUGGCAAGCUUGUUACUUUGCAAUCAUCUACUGUGUCUUGAUGGUGCGUAAAUAUGUCUUUAAAUAAACAGCGUGAUUUAUUAG
Messenger RNA from Epinephelus moara (kelp grouper), 6260 nucleotides. RefSeq names its product rho GTPase-activating protein 42 (gene arhgap42b). NCBI's taxonomy places the organism in Eukaryota, Metazoa, Chordata, Actinopteri, Perciformes, Serranidae. Gene Ontology annotation, cellular component: cytoplasm. Gene Ontology annotation, biological process: signal transduction. The coding region runs from base 271 to 2967 and encodes 898 amino acids. The record is from RefSeq and is a predicted model, not a curated record. Gene Ontology annotation, molecular function: protein binding; GTPase activator activity. The transcript has 25 exons.